AUGAACCGACGCCGCUCCAGAAAAAGGAUGCACACCAGACCUCCGCCAGCUCCACCAAACAAUGGCCCGCCCCAGCAAAUGCCCUCGAAAUCCAAAUUAGCAACCAUCAUCGGUAUGAGUAACAAAACGACGUGGAUGCAUCAAAAAAUACACUCCCUCAAGUUUAAAAAUGUAAAUUUCGAACAUCUGCGAUUCCUCUACAUGAAUAUUCAAAAAUCUAUAAAGGUCAUUCAAGACAGGAUUGCACGCGAACGCCUGAUUCUUAGUCGGGAUAGUGAUCUGUACAUGAUGAGAAAAAUGGAGCCAAGUAAAACAUUCGAACUUGAUAUGAGGGAUGUACCUAGUUCGACCAACAAUGGCAAAACUGGUGAAGAAGAGAAAGAAGAUGGCAAAGAUAAGGAAGAAGAUGAGUUUGACAAAUCUCGUCCCAUCCACAAAUCCACAAUUUUUUGCUUGAGCAACAGAGAUGAGGAGUUAAAAAAUAGUAGUGUCACAAAUUUUUUAUAUUGGCAAAAAUAA
This is a messenger RNA of Helobdella robusta, 519 nucleotides long. RefSeq lists its product as hypothetical. The transcript is spliced from 3 exons. NCBI's taxonomy places the organism in Eukaryota, Metazoa, Annelida, Clitellata, Rhynchobdellida, Glossiphoniidae. The record is from RefSeq and is a predicted model, not a curated record. The coding region runs from base 1 to 519 and encodes 172 amino acids.